GAAGACUCAGACGGCAACACCGGCGUGUGUCUUCACGUCAGAAGAAACUGGCGCGCUGCGCGGAAGAAGUGUGGUGCGUUUCUUUAUUCACAGAGGGAAGUAUUUAAAAGGUAGACAACAUGGCCUCAGAUGACAUCGCCCAGCUGGCUGCUGCGCUCUCAAAGACUCACGUCGGCGACGGAGAGCUGAGCUUCAAAGGUCUGGGACUGAAGCUCGACGACGCGGAAGCAGCGGGGGAGCUGGUCGGGAAGAUAGAGCAGUACCAGGGUCUGAGGGCGCUGCGCCUGGAGGGAAACACCGUGGGGGUGGAAGCAGCCGAAGCCAUCGCUAAAGCUCUCGAGAGCAAAGACCAGCUUCAGAGAUGCUACUGGAGUGAUAUGUUCACAGGAAGGCUGCGCUCUGAAAUCCCCACAGCUCUGAUGUCUUUGAGCGGUGCAUUAAUGAGCGCUGGUGCCAGGCUAACGGAGCUGGACCUGAGUGAUAAUGCCUUCGGGCCCGACGGCGUCAAAGGAAUUGAGCAGCUGCUGAAGAGUCCCUCCUGCCACACGCUGAGGGAACUGAGGCUCAACAACUGUGGCAUGGGAAUAGGAGGAGGAAAGAUCCUGGCUGAAGCUCUAAUUGAGAGUCACAAAAAGUCGACAAGCCUCGGAUCCCCACUGAGACUAAAAGUGUUCAUCGCCGGGAGAAACCGCCUGGAAAAUGAAGGCGCGAGUGCCCUGGCCAAGGCCUUUCAGCUCAUGGGCAGCCUGGAGGAGAUCCACAUGCCUCAGAAUGGAAUAAACUACGCUGGUGUGACGGCCUUAGCCUCAGCCAUCCGUCAGAACCCCGAGCUUCAAGUCCUCAACUUCAACGACAACAGCUUCACCAAGAGGGGAACGCUGGCCAUGGCACAAGCUCUGAGGCACCUCAGGAACGUCCAGGUGAUCAACUUCGGGGACUGUCUGGUCCGUUCUGAAGGAGCCAUCGCCCUCGCUGCUGUUUUGAGAGAAGGACUUCCGAUCCUUAAGGAGCUCAACUUGUCAUUUGGGGAGAUCACAGGGGGAGCAGCCCUCGUGGUCGCCCAGGCCGUCAUGGACAAACCUCACAUGGAGAAAGUGAAUCUGAACGGCAAUUGUUUGGGUGAGGACGGCUGUGAGGUCUUGAGAGAAGUCAUGGACAAUAUGGACAAAGGAGAGAUGCUGGCUUCCCUCAGUGAGGAUGAGGGUGAGCCAGAUGAUGAGGAAGAUGAAGACUGUGAGAAUGGCGACAGCGACGAAUGUUAUGAGACCGAUGAGUGUGAGGAAAUUGGGGAAGAAAAUGGAAUAACGGGAGGAGGAAGCCCUGAAAAACCUGAGAGCCAAACAGAAAUCCUGACGUUUCUCAGUAGCCCCUCAGCAGAGAAGUUGUGUCAUAUGAAGAUGAAUCUUCAGCAAGAGGUGAAUGCAUCUGAACCAAACAAAGCUGCAGAGAUCUUUUUGAAGAUUGGCUCCCUGUACAGCGAGGACACUGAGUCGAGAUCAGCUGUUUUUGAAAUGAUCGAUGGAGUUUUGAGGAAGGUCCUCUCUGCUUCAGCCCUCCAGUCCUCCUGCUUCUUCACCGCCCUGCUGGUCCUGAUGGGAGUCCUAAAGGGAGAGGGCAAAGUGAAGAAGGUGUCGCUGGUCCCAGGUCAGCUGUUAUGUUUGGAGCAUGCUGUCCAGCAGGAGUAUUUCACUCAGGACCACGCCUCUCUGCUUCACACCCUGCUGUCCAGAGGCGGUGAUGCUCUGAAGUCCUGCAGCAGUGCCACGGAGAGGCUGAACUCUGCUUUGGAGAAGAAAUGGCACAAGUACCACUGAGCUAGCUGAAGCUAGUCUCAACGCAGGGACUUAGACUCACACUGUUCUUCAUCUCUCCAUGCUGGGAACCAACAGGGAUACUUUCCACUUAAACAAAGGGACAAGUAAAGCCACUAUUUAACUUAUACCUCCUGAUUUGUAUAUUUUAUAAAACGUGGCUGUCUA
This is a messenger RNA of Fundulus heteroclitus (mummichog), 1979 nucleotides long. It is a transcript of the gene rangap1b, whose product is annotated as Ran GTPase activating protein 1b. The transcript is spliced from 16 exons. The coding region runs from base 120 to 1814 and encodes 564 amino acids. The record is from RefSeq and is a predicted model, not a curated record. Gene Ontology annotation, molecular function: GTPase activator activity; small GTPase binding. Gene Ontology annotation, biological process: signal transduction; activation of GTPase activity; nucleocytoplasmic transport. NCBI's taxonomy places the organism in Eukaryota, Metazoa, Chordata, Actinopteri, Cyprinodontiformes, Fundulidae. Gene Ontology annotation, cellular component: perinuclear region of cytoplasm; cytosol; nucleus.